Messenger RNA from Perca fluviatilis (European perch), 827 nucleotides. Its product is annotated as transcription factor 7-like. Gene Ontology annotation, biological process: canonical Wnt signaling pathway; regulation of transcription by RNA polymerase II. The record is from RefSeq and is a predicted model, not a curated record. Gene Ontology annotation, cellular component: beta-catenin-TCF complex. The transcript has 7 exons. Lineage: Eukaryota; Metazoa; Chordata; Actinopteri; Perciformes; Percidae. The coding region runs from base 181 to 789 and encodes 202 amino acids. Gene Ontology annotation, molecular function: DNA-binding transcription factor activity, RNA polymerase II-specific; RNA polymerase II cis-regulatory region sequence-specific DNA binding.
AUAUGUGUGUGUGUAUGUCUCUGUUUGUGUGUGUAUAUGUGUGUGUGUGUGUGUGUGAGGUUUCAUAAACAUCAAACAAGCUUUAAUCCCACCAGUCUGUGUGAAGAUCUUUCAUUCGUCUCGUGUUAAAAAAAAAAGAUUAUUAGUAAAUCUAGUUUAGUUUCUGACUCAAGACAACAGAUGGAACAGAUAAUCAGCAGAGGGGAGAUCGGACUCAAUCUGAGCGCUGCAGCUCCGACCUGCGGUCAUCUGGAGAUGGUGGACUGGUUCCCACCUCAACAACAGCAGCAGUUCCUGAAUCUGACCAGCGGGGGGCGAGACACCAGAUCACACACUCACACUUCGUCCGUCCAUCCUCUAGUCCCUCUCCUCCUCUACAGCGACACGCACUUCCCUCCCUCCUCUCCGUACAGCCGGCCAAUCGGUGCACCCGCUGACCGGCAGGCCGACGCCCACUCCGACACGCGCGCCCGCGAUCACGCCAACGGCGUCACCAGCCGGCCGGCAGUGAAGAAGCCUCUGAACGCCUUCAUGCUCUACAUGAAGGAGACGAGACACAAAGUGCUGCAGGAGGGACGAGAGAGAGAGAGCGCCGCUGUUAACCGUAUCCUGGGACGCAAGUGGCACGCUCUGUCGCGCUCCGAACAGUCCAAAUACUACGAUCUGGCCCAGAAGGAGAGACUGCUCCACACACAGCUUUACCCUGGAUGGUCCGCCCGGGAAAACUACGGGAAGAGGAAGAGGAAGAGGAGCCAGCAGCCGACAGGAAGCUGCCCCACGUCGGGUUGAAAGACGAACGAAAUAAAAGCCUCUAUGGAAGCAAAUAA